Molecule: messenger RNA, 1263 nt
Organism: Charadrius vociferus (killdeer)
Lineage: Eukaryota; Metazoa; Chordata; Aves; Charadriiformes; Charadriidae
Gene: TMEM8B
Product: transmembrane protein 8B
Exons: 7
Coding region: 1-1263 (420 amino acids)
Cellular component (GO): plasma membrane
Source: RefSeq, a predicted model, not a curated record
AUGCCCCACUCCUUCGGCUCUGUGGGUGGGCUGGUGCUGGGGGACAGCCCUCUGCCCACCAGUCCCAAUGGCACAAAGCAUCCAGUCCCCAUCCCCACCGCCUUGCCUGCUAGUGAACUGUGCUGGCCAGUCCGUCCCAUGAUGCGCAACGAGCUGGACACCUUUUCCAUCCACUUCUACAUCUUCUUCAGGCCCAAUGUGUUAGUGCCGCCUGACCACCCCGCUGUCUUCGUCAUCAACCUUCUACCGGUGCUGGAUAGUGGUGGGGUGCUCAACCUGGAGCUGCAGCUCAAUGUGAGCUCCCUGUGUGGUGAGAACGCAACAGUGUUUGGGUGUCUGAACCAUGAAGUCCUGCUGAUGUCCAGUGACAACGCAUCGGUCACCUGUGAGACGGAGUCCCUGGCAGGCUUCCUGCUCUCUGUCAAUGCCAUGGUCAGCCUCAGCCACCUGCGGAUUCCCUACCCACAGACAGGCAGCUGGUACCUGGGCGUGCGCUCACUCUGUGCCACAGAGCAUGGGUUUGAGCCUUGCACCAACGUGACAGCUGAGGUGUACCUGCACACCUACCUCUCGCCCUGCAUCAAUGACUGUAGCAUCUAUGGCCAGUGCAAGCUGCUGCGCACCAACAACUACCUGUAUGCCGCCUGCGAGUGCAAAGCUGGCUGGAACGGCUGGGGCUGCACAGACAAUGACGAGGCUUUCUCCUAUGGUUUCCAGCUCCUCUCCACACUGCUGCUGUACCUCAGCAAUGUCAUGUUUGUGCCUCCUGUGGGCAUUGCCAUCCACAGCCACUGCCUCCUGGAAGCUGCCAUCUACGUGCUGUACCUGCUGGGGGCCAUGCUGCUCUCCAUGACUCUGCAGAUGGGCUGCCACAGGCUCUGGAACCUGCUGGGGACCCGCCUCUUUGCCUUAGGGAUCAUGGCCAUUGCCUGGAUGGCUCGCACCAUCCAGCGCCGCCACUGCUACCCGCCAACCUGGAAGUGCUGGGCUUUGUGCCUUGGAGCGCUGAUUGCAGUGGCUGCCGUGCUGCUCUACGCCUUUGUGGAGACGGAGGAGAACUAUUUAUACAUCCACAGCAUCUGGCACUUGCUCAUCGCUGGCAGUGUUGGCUUCCUGCUGCCGCCCUGUGCCAAGCCCAACAGGUGCCUGGGACCCCUGCCCCAGCGCAAGGGCUGCGGGUACCAGCUCUGCAUCAAUGAACAGGAGGAGCUGGGGCUCGUUGACACAGCGAUGGCCUCCAUCAACAGCAUUUGUACCAGCUGA